Molecule: messenger RNA, 5915 nt
Organism: Sceloporus undulatus (fence lizard)
Lineage: Eukaryota; Metazoa; Chordata; Lepidosauria; Squamata; Phrynosomatidae
Gene: RIMS4
Product: regulating synaptic membrane exocytosis 4
Exons: 6
Coding region: 853-1662 (269 amino acids)
Biological process (GO): regulation of membrane potential; positive regulation of synaptic transmission; regulation of synaptic plasticity
Cellular component (GO): presynaptic membrane; cytoskeleton of presynaptic active zone
Molecular function (GO): small GTPase binding; transmembrane transporter binding
Source: RefSeq, a predicted model, not a curated record
GUCAGGAGGAGAAGCCGGCCAGAGCAGCUGAGCCAGGCAGCCCAGAGCAGCAGCAGCAGGUGGGGGGUCUCUCUCCGCUGCCCUCCUCGGAACAGCAGCAACACCCCCCGAACACCUGCAACAGAGGGAGGACCAGCCGGCUUCCCUUUCCGCAGGCUGACAGCAGCUGCAGCCUCCUCAGCCUUCCCUUGGAGCAGCAGCAGCAGCUGGACGGAGCAGGUCCCUGAGAGCAUCCUUCAUCCCUGCCUCCUCUCUCCCUUAGGGGCCACUCGCAUCCCUCUCCCUUCACCACCAGCAUCUCCCUGGCGCACGAUCAGCAUCCUCCCACCCUUGGGUACCACUAACAUACCCCCUCCCUUAGCUACCACUAAGAUUCUCCAUCCCUUGAGUACCACCAGCAUUCUCUCUCCCUUUAACAGUAGCAUCCUUGAGUCCUUGGGUAUCAGCAGUAUCCUUUCUCUCUUGGGUACCACUAGCAUCCUCUCUCCUUUGGGUACCACCACCCUUUUUCUCUUGGGUACCAUAGCAGCCUCUCCCCCUUGGGCACCUCUCCUCUCUCCCUUCAUCACCAGCAUCCUCUCUCCCUUUCCCAGCCUGAUCUCCCCUGCUCUUUCCAUCCUCAGUAGCAUCUUCUCCCUCCUCCUCCCUGGGUCCCAUUGCCUUCUCCCUCUCCUCCUCGUCCUCCUCUGGGCAGCCCAUUUCUCACCUCCUUGAGGCCCCUCCACAGCAGCCAAGACGCCGCGGGCUGUGCUCCGAGUGAAGAAUGGGACGUCGAAGCUGGCCAAGCCUCAGGCGGCGGCCGAAGCCCCCGGAGGCGGCGGGGGCAGUAGCAGCAGCAGCUCAGGGCUUUUUAUGGAGCGAUCCCAGAGCCGCCUCAGCCUCUCUGCCUCCUUCGAGGCCUUGGCCAUUUACUUCCCUUGCAUGAACAGCUUCGAUGAGGAAGAUGCAGAAGAUGGCCGUAAACUCAAAGGUGCAAUCCAGCGGAGCACCGAAACUGGCCUGGCGGUUGAAAUGCCAAGCCGAACCAUUCGACAAGCUAGCCAUGAAUCCAUUGAGGAAAGCAUGAACAGCUAUGGAUCAGAAGGAAACUUGAAUUUCAGUGGUGUUCAUCUAGCAUCUGCUGGACAGUUUAGUGAUUUCCUGGGGAGCAUGGGACCUGCACAGUUUGUGGGACGCCAGACCUUGGCCACUACCUCCAUGGGGGAUGUGGAAAUCGGCUUACAGGAACGAAAUGGACAACUGGAAGUAGAUAUCAUUCAAGCCAGAGGGUUAACCCCAAAACCUGGCUCCAAAACCCUUCCAGCUGCUUACAUCAAGGCCUAUCUACUAGAAAAUGGAGUGUGCAUUGCAAAGAAGAAGACCAAAGUGGCACGGAAAUCCUUAGAUCCGCUGUAUAAUCAAGUGUUACUUUUCCCAGAGAGCCCACAAGGCAAAGUACUGCAGGUGAUUGUUUGGGGAAACUACGGACGCAUGGAACGCAAACAGUUCAUGGGAGUUGCCCGUGUUCUUUUGGAAGAACUGGACUUGUCAAGUUUGGCAGUUGGGUGGUACAAGCUUUUCCCAACAUCAUCAAUGGUGGAUCCUGCUACUGCUCCAUUGUUGCGUCAGUCCUCACAGCUUUCUUUGGAGAGCACAGUAGGACCUUGCUGUGAUAGGUCUUAAUGAGCAAGGAAGUACUGAGAGACUGCUUCUGUUUUUAAAAUCAUGCUGUCAAGGUUUUGUUUGCCAGAACGCUGUCCUCAGGCACAUUGCAUCUUCAAUCUGUUCUUGAGGGAGCCUGAAGGUGAGGAUAGCCAAGUAACCUUGGGCAGAAAACAAGAUUGAGACCAGUGACCUUUCUACACCCGAGUAGGAGGAGCAACAGGGCAUGAAUCCUAAUUGUGGAAUGACAUACACAAGACACACCUUUUUUUGUUUCUGUUUUCCACUGUCAUCCAUGCAUCCUUGCUUCAGAGCAACAUGAAAGCUUGAAAAGUUGCAGCAACUUUUUAAAAUUGGGGAUGGUGUUUUUGUUUUCAUCUCUUAGUGCUAUUUUACAAAUUUGAAAAAGAGGACUUUUGGCAAUUCUUAAAUAUUGAAAAACAAAUAUCUGACCUAAAAGAAAAUAGCAGUUUCAGGGAAAACUAUGGGUUUUGUAAACUGUUUUUGUUUCCUUUUAGAGGUGGGGUGGGGUGAGGGAAGGUUCUGCAACAAUCUCUUUAGAACAAGUUCCAUAGUUCUAUUUGAUAUACAAAUACUGUUGCUGGAUUUUUUUACACUGUGCCAAAUUACCAGCAGUGUCUUCUACUACAGGACUUAGGCCAACAAUAUUACAGAAGCAUUUUUGCUGGAAGAACUGACUAAUUACAAUAGUCAGUUCUAAUACAAAGAUCAUAGCGAGUAGCUGGAAAGUUGCACAGAGAAAAUUGCUGAAAACAAAUGAGAAAUCUUGCAAAAAUGAGAUUUGCUAGUGCUAGCCCAUUGUUAGAUAUGAAUGUUUUACACACAGACCAUAACAAGCUCCAGCUUUUGCCUCCUCUUGUUUUCAUGCUCCCACAUUCAAAUAAUCAAGCUUUGUAUUUUCUGCUGCGUAUCUUGUGAUAUGCCACAUUCCUUUGCAGUACAGAUUGGUUUGAGGUAGCAAUAUGUUAUUCUACCAUUGCAAAUAGAAUUAUAAUUAUAAAGGUUGCAUUUUCUUUUUUAGAAAAGGGAAAUCUCAGAAGGUGAUAUUCUACUUGUCACCUGGGAGGUAUGCACAUGAGAUCUUGUAAUCCUCACACACAAAGGAAAGGAAUGAUGCAUCAAUGCAGCUUUAUUUAAUAUACAAUUGAAGUGAGCAACAUGAAGGAGGUGAAGGGGGAGCUGGGUUUUCAAAAGCUCAGGCCCAGAAGGCAGUUAAAAGCUUAGAAGGGUAUUUUCACAUGACAUUAAUGGCACUUUUUAACUCCUUGCAAUGUGAAUGAGUAUAACAGUUUUAAAUGAGUGGAAGGGAGGGGUUAACAUUGAUAUCUCAUAUGGCAUUAUGUUUGUACGUGUAUCCCUGUUUAAUAUAUGUGUAUAACAUAUGCAGGGACGUGUUGUGCCCAUGUUGCAUUACUGAUCUCCAUCUACCAUAAUUAAUCAUAGAGUUGAAUACAUUUUGGAUUCAUUAAAUAAGGGCGUGUCUUCUACUGCACUAACAAGAAGGGUGUAGGAUGAUUCAGUGGGUUAAAAGCCUUACUUUUGAAUACAGUUCAACAUAAAUCUGCUGGAAGGGUAAUGACCAUCAUCAAAGGAUUUCAGGUGGCAAACAUGACUUUCAAAGUCACUCAUGCCAGUGUCCUGGUCACUGAAGAUGGACUUUUGGGAAGAUAUUUAAAUGCAAAAAAAGAGAGGAAUUCUGUAAAUAUUUUAUGUUAAUCUAUAAAAAGAUAGGUAUAUAUGUAUAUAUAGUCUGCAUAGAGCUGUGAAGACACCAGUUGUCAACAGAAAAAUUCACAUGUGUUAGAGUAGUUGAGUGAUUCAUUUGAUAGAGCCAAAUGCAUGGAUGAAGUAAAACAGUGUACCUGGGCACAGCUGUAUCUGAAGGCUCUCAGAAGAGUGAUUUUAUAAAGUACCAUAGGCCAAGAUGCUCUAUUUCUAUUUAAAUCUACCUUUGUACAUGAUUAGAUGUUUCUUUUUAUUCUCAUUUCUAGCCAAGAUCUUUAAUAUUGCUAUCUCAAAUCUUGUUUUUCCUCUUUGAAUGCUAAAGGCAGAUUUUGUUUGACACAUCCUGUACUAACAUUUAGGAACCAUCUAGAAAUGGCUUCCUGUCUUGUUAUUACAGCACAAAGUAAUAACAAGAUUUCUACAUGACCUAUGAACUAAGCAUGGCUAAAGCAUGGCUUGCUAUAGAAUGAAACGUAGACCGUCAUAUGUUAUAGAUAGCAUUUUUAACAGUUUGGGACAUUAUGACUGAAAUUAGGCUCAAUAGUAAUGAGCUAUGCUAGAGGUAACCUAAUAUAGAUAAUAGAAUAAGGAAAUACUAGACAUUUUAAGUCUAGUAAAGUCAUAGACACUCCAGAGUUUUAGCCUAAUUAUCCUAAUUUCCUCUAUGCCUGUGAUUUCCAUAUAAUUCUUUUUCCAACUCAUAUUAAGAAUUUUUCUGCAUAUGGACUAAUGAAAGGUAGUUGCAUGCUAGUCAAAAUAUGUUGUGACUCUUUGGAUUUUUUUUAAAGCAAUCUAAUUGUACUUCCAGCGGCCACCUCUUCAUAUUUGUGCAUAGUUGGUAUUAGGCAGUAUUGUACAAUACAACGAUGAACUAAAAUAGACUGGAUUAGAUUUGGUGGUUGCUGGUAGCCAUCAACAUUUUUAAUCACUUUGUCUUUAAAUGAACUAUGGAGAGAAGCAAACACAUUCCAGACUGGAAACUGAACUGUAGGUGUUCAUAUUGUUCAAAGAUUUGUAUGUUGUUUAAACCAAUUAUGUUUUGUAGGUAUCUUGCAGUUAGUUGUCCAUUCUUCCUCCAAUGUUGAUAGGGGAAACAGGAGUAAAACUGCUGAAAUAUAUCCCUGCUGUCAUAACCUGAUGGUACAGCACAACAAUAGACUUAGUUUUGAAAUGGCUGGAAAUUUUGAAAUAGUAGGGAUUGGUGGUCUCCAGAAUUAGGAGGUCCCAUUGGGCUGAUUCAAACACAUUUCUAAAAUGUGGAUAAACAGAGAAAUAACUGGGUUUGAAUAAAAAUGCACAGAAUGAAAGAGAUCAGCUGAAAGCCACUUUGAAUUUAUUUUCAAAAAUUAUCAAAAUAUCAACACAUUUCAAUCUCUAGUACAUACCCUCCAACGUUUCACAGAUUAAAACUGGCACAUGUACAUGGCAAAAGUAAUCAGCCAACAUUUUACUUUUUCCAGAGGCUACUGGGAAGGGCAUGAUUCUUCCCCUUCUUCCCUUGCCUCCAGUGAGUGGAGUGUAGACUGCUUUUUUUCCAGUAGCCUCUGGAAAAAGCAAAAUGUUUCAAUCCAAUUUGCACCAACUGCAGUAAACUGAUGACAAAAGGGAAGGUCACAGGAGGAGAGAUAAUCUGGGACAUUUUAAAAGCAGAUGAAAAAGGUGGGAAGACGGAGGAUUAAUCAGGACAGAACCUGCCAGAUUGGGACAGUUGGAGGGUAUGAUGCUGACUUUAAAAUCAGAUUUUUAAAAUAUAUUUGUACAUCAUGCUUUAACCAGUUGGUUCUGAGGAGAAUUAGCGAUGAUAUAAAUGACAACAAAAACUAGACAAAAUCAUAUAAAAAUCAGAUAAAACAGGCCCAGUAAGAACAACAGUUAAAAGUAGCAAAUUAAGAUGUUUUAAAUUCAGAUGUGAAAACUUGAAAAGGAUAGGGCAAUUAAAAAGAAAGUCGUUGCUUGGUAUUGAAAGUAUAGAGAAGUAGGUACCAGGUUAACCUUUCUGAGAAGAGAGUUCUUUAAAUGGGGCUGUCAUGGACCAGACCAGCCUUGUCACAUGAGGGUUGGCUGAGAUUGGACAAAAGAGAGUCUGGAGUCCUUUGCAUGAAGGCUUUUAUGCCCCUAGGAAUUCUGCCACUGUCAUCAGGAGAUGCCUUUAUUUGUGAGGGACAGCAAUGCAGCCCCAAACUUUUUAUUCCACAAAUCUUUCCUCUUUUUCGCUGAGCAGUAAGUCUUUAGGCAUGGGGUAGGCAACCAGUAACCACAAGCCACAGCAAUACAGCAUUAACUUUUUAAAAGGUUAACUAAUUUAAUGUAAAAAACAAAAACAACAAAACUUAUCUUUUUCUAGAGCCGACAAUUAUAUCCUGAAAGGAGAACAAAAAGUGUGUUUCCAUUAACAGUAAAUCUCAAAUGGGCAACAGAAAAACAAAUGAAGAAUAAAUGGAUUCCUCUAAAGACUUUAUCACACGAGGUGUUUGCCAGUAAAAGCUGAAAUUAAAAAGGCAUUUUCCCGGCAAAGUCCCAAGAUAGCA